This is a messenger RNA of Dermacentor andersoni, 695 nucleotides long. The record is from RefSeq and is a predicted model, not a curated record. NCBI's taxonomy places the organism in Eukaryota, Metazoa, Arthropoda, Arachnida, Ixodida, Ixodidae.
AUGCUUUCGCCUUACCACCCUGCCUCAAAUGGUGCAGCCGAGCGGGUGGUGCAGACCAUCAAGAAGCAGCUCAAGAAGAGCCAGUCUGGGGAUUUCCGGACGCAGAUACUAAGAUGCGGCUUCAGCGCGGAUUCGUGGGCAGUAUGGAUACCACCAAAUCAAUCUGCGUUCUGCGCACCGGAAAGCAUUGAUCAGUCACAUCGCGGUGACUACGUCUGCUAUUCCGUCAACUCCACAGCAGAAUGCAAGAUGACGCCAUACUUGUACACCGCUGUCGACGGGAGCAACAAGCUGGAGAGGGACCUUGGAGACGGAACUAAAAGCAGAUCCCUCAUACUGGACACUGACAACUGCAAGUAUCUGGUUCAGCUCGAGUGCUUUCCAGACGGAUCAGUGUGGCGCUACGUGACGUACAAGAAAAGCUGGACACAGUCUGAAAUUGAUUCUUUCAAGACAAGAGUUCGGAAGGAGAAGUCCCUCAGCUUCCUUAAAUCGUACAACUUUGAUUGCGAUCACGAUAAGCCGUAGGUGGCAUGCGCUAAUAUCAGCAACAAACCAAUAGACCUGCAGGAGAAAUUUUUUUUUCGGCGAAAUAAUGGCAGUUGGCUAAACAAAAUGCCAGACCAUUUCGGAGCGCCAGCUGGAAGAAGUGAAUACUCGCUGAUGUAAUAAACAAAACGUGCUAUUCUUUGCCU